AGAAGACAAAAUCACGAGCGCAUCACAAUUUACCACGGCAGCACAUCCAUCUGGACCCCGCGAGCGAUGAAGAGGCGCGAGAUGGAGAAACGGGCUGGAAAGAAGGGAGCGGGAAUUAGCACAUCACUCCCACGUUCUCGAGAGAUGGAAAGCUUGUCGAGCAUUUGUUAUUCGAUGCAAUCAAUUUAGGUGCGAAUAGACAUCACCAUUUCAGGAAGGUCCUUUCGAUUUGUCUCUCCGGUCGAUUCGCGUUGCAACAGUUCAGCAAACGGCUCAGUACAAAUGUGAUGUGUCCGGCUAAGUAUUGUAGCGCCAGCAUUGCAAUUGUAUCUUUAUAACGUUUUCGCAGUCGGUACCGCAUUGUAGAAUGUUCAUUCCCCCCGUAUAUUGCGCCUUCAUCUGAAGAUUGAACUCGGGAAUCGGCGGACAGAUUCUGGGAUCACGCAAGUCGAUCUAAUAGCGUCAUCUCGCGCUCUGAACUGAACCGGAUUCUUCACCUUCGGACAAAUGAGUGAGCCUCUGGAUUUAAAAGCCAGUCUUCCCGCGUCCUUUUGGCAAUAAUUCAUAGCAGUGCAGUUGCAAAAAGUUUAAUUUUAUAUUUAUUGCAUGCACUUUAUUAAUCAAACAAGUAACCUAACACCCUGUCCAAGUGUUUUGCUACGUUGCUGCCUUAACAUACAAUAUGCUUACCGGUAUCAUUUCAGUUUUUUCAGAUUUGUAGAACCGGAUAAAACUCUGAUCGCUGAAGCGUUAAUUCACUGAUUUAUAUAAUAUACGUUAUUGAAGUGUUUGUGAUUUUUUAACGAAAACGCCCCUUCAGUGGCCCCUCCCCUCUCCUUUCCUCUCACGCGCACUCUGCCGGUUCACCGAUCGUUUUGUGAGGUGAGCGCUGUUUGUUAGGGUCCUCUCCGCGCGUCGGCGCGCGCCGGUCGGUCAGGAUGUUCGUGUCCGUGUGGUACGCCAAGAAAAUGGGCCGGCGGUUCAUCAACAACGUCCGGAAAGCCAAGAGGCAGCGGCAUCGGAUGAUGGCUAAUUCUCCUCCUAUGAUGGUGAACACAGAAACACUGGAUGGCUCUCCUUAUGUGAACGGGAUGGAAGGAGAGAUGGAGUACGAGGAGAUCACUCUGGAGCGGGGUAACUCUGGCCUGGGGUUCAGUAUUGCUGGGGGCACAGAUAACCCCCAUGUGGGGGACGAUCCCAGCAUCUUCAUCACCAAGAUCAUCCCUGGGGGGGCAGCCGCUCAGGACGGCAGACUCAGGGUGAAUGACUGCAUCCUGUUUGUGAACGACGUGGACGUGCGGGAGGUGACGCACAGCCUGGCCGUAGAGGCGCUGAAGGAGGCCGGCGCCAUCGUCCGGCUCUACAUCCUGCGCAGAAAACCCGCAGCAGAGAGAGUCACCGAGAUCAAACUCAUCAAGGGCCCCAAAGGGUUGGGGUUCAGUAUAGCUGGGGGUGUGGGGAACCAGCACAUCCCCGGAGACAACAGCAUCUACGUCACCAAGAUCAUCGAGGGAGGGGCAGCUCACAGGGACGGGCGGCUACAGAUCGGGGACAAAAUACUGGCUGUGAACACGGUGUGUCUGGAGGACGUGAUGCACGAGGACGCCGUCGCGGCUCUGAAGAACACUGCGGAGGUGGUGUACCUGAGGGUGGCCAAGCCCACCAGCCUGUACCUGACCAACUCCUACAACCCGCCUGACAUCACCAGCUCAUACUCACACCUGGACAAUGAGAUGGGCCACCCCAGCUACAUGGCCUCAGAUUACCCACAAGCCCUGACUCCCACCUCCCCCAGUCGCUACUCCCCAAUCAUGAACAUGCACCCCGGGAUGCUGGGAGACGACGACAUUCCCAGGGAGCCCAGGAGAGUGCUCAUCCACAGGGGGCUGACAGGUUUGGGGUUUAAUAUCGUAGGAGGUGAGGAUGGUGAGGGAAUCUUCAUCUCGUUCAUUCUGGCGGGCGGGCCUGCUGACCUGAGCGGGGAGCUGCGCAAGGGGGACCAGAUACUGAGUGUAAACGGAGUGGACCUCCGCAGUGCCACACAUGAGCAGGCAGCAGCUGCCCUGAAAAACGCUGGACAGACGGUCACCAUCAUCGCCCAGUACAGACCAGAGGAGUACAGUCGGUUCGAGGCGAAGAUUCAUGACCUGCGGGAGCAGCUAAUGAACAGCAGCAUGGGCUCCGGAACCUUGAGAAGCGCAAAGAGAGGCUUUUACAUCAGGGCUCUGUUUGACUACGAUAAGACGGCGGACUGUGGGUUCCUGAGCCAGGCCAUGGGCUUUGGGUUUGGGGAGAUCCUGCAGGUGCUGGACUGCGGGGAUGAGGAGUGGUGGCAGGCCCGACGGGUCAGUGUGGAGGGAGAGACGGAUGAGAUCGGCUUCAUCCCCAGCAAGAGGAGGGUGGAAAGAAAAGAGUGGUCCCGUUUGAAAUCGAAAGAAAGGGACCGGAGUCGGGACAGUCUAGGAUCUCAAGCGAGAGAUGACUCCAUACAGAGCUAUGAGACAGUGACACAAGUGGAAGUACAUUAUGCGAGGCCGAUCAUAAUUUUGGGUCCAACGAAGGACAGGGUGAAUGAUGACCUGCUUUCCGAAUUCCCCGACAAGUUCGGGUCCUGCGUUCCCCACACCACGCGGCCAAAGCGGGAGUACGAGGUGGAUGGGCGGGACUACCACUUCGUGUCGUCACGGGAACAGAUGGAGAAGGACAUCCAGAGCCACCGCUUCAUCGAGGCCGGGCAGUACAACAGCCACCUGUACGGCACCAGCGUCCAGAGCGUCCGGGAGGUGGCCGAACAGCAGGGGAAGCACUGUAUCCUGGACGUCUCAGCUAACGCAGUGCGGCGGCUACAGGCGGCGCAGCUGCACCCCAUCGCCAUCUUCAUCCGGCCCAGAUCGCUGCAGAACGUGCUAGAGAUCAACCCGCGGCUGACGGACGAGCAGGCUCGGAAGGCUCUGGACCGCGCCAUCAAGCUGGAGCAGGACUUCAUCGAGUGCUUCUCAGCCAUUGUGGAAGGGGAGAGCUUUGAGGAGGUGUACCACAAGGUGAAGUCUGCCAUCGAGGAGCAUUCUGGGCCUUACAUCUGGAUACCCACCAGGGGGAGACUGUGAGGCAGCCCCUUCUGCAUUCAUACCUGUGCACUUAGAGACGCAGAGGGGGAGAGGGAGCAAGGGAGCAAGGGAGAGAGAGAGAGAGAGAGAGAGAGCUGCUUCCUGCGCUCUGGGACCGAGGCGACCCUCCUCCUCCUGCCUGCAUCCCUCUCUUCUCUCCUCCUCCCUGCACACAGACGCCUUUCCACUGCAAUCUGAGGGAGACGAUGGAGGAGUGGGAGAGAGGGAGAGAGAAAGAGAGAGAGAGAGAGGGGGAGAGAGGGGGAGGCUUGGUAAUAAGCACAGGAAAACAAAUGCCUCCCCAUACUAUCCGCUCUUCUUCCUCUUUCUCUUCCCCCAUCUCUCUGAGGCUCUCAUCUUUCCUCCCUCCCUCCCUCCCUCCCUCCGCGUCUCCUGGCUCCCCUACAGAGCAGCACACUGUAACACCAGAGACGGAGUCGGUCUGAGGAGGAAUCCUUUCUUUCUUUGCACUUCUCCUCUUCUCUUGCUCCCCCGCUCCCUCCUUCCCUCUCUCUCUCUCUCUCUCUGAAAGGACAGAGACGGAAAGAGAGAGAGAGAGAGAUUGCGUUGCUGGACAGGACUGCUGAAUGCAACGCAGCCACCGCCAGGACUAACUUGUAUGAUAGAAAAACAAAUUGAAUUGUUAUUGAACUGUGAAAAAUAUAUAUUGAUAACAAUAAUAAUAAUAAUCUAAAUAUCUAUAUCAAAUGAACUGAUGUUUCUAUAAAGGGGGAAAACACAGCCACUGAAAUUCUCUCAAUCGCCAACAACCAAACAGUUUUUUUUCAGAACGCCUGGAAAAAAAGAUUUUUUUUCUUUUUUUUUUGGUUUUGGAAAAGAGGAGACCUUUUCCUGCUGAAUUAUGUGCAUGCGUUCUCGAAACCCGACGACCACAACGACAGGGCACUGAGGACAGACAGACAGACACUCCCAUAAAGGGAGAGAAAAAGAAAAUGGAUGAAGAAAGGAUGGUGAUAAAGGAGUAGAAGUGAGGGAUGGAAUCAUCAUAUCAUUGCAUCACGUGACAGAGAAAAGGGAAAAAGAGAGUUGAAGACGAAAGCUCAAAGAAAUAAUCAGAAAAAGCUUUACCUCAGUUUCUCUCUCUCUCUUUCUGUCUUUCUCUCUCUCUUUCUUUCUCUCUCUCUGCUGUAACUCAAAUGGAACCUUCUUGUGACUUCUCCACGUUUGUUUGUUAGGUCUGUCCAUUCCCCUGCCCAGUUUGGCAUUAAGAUGCUUUCGUCAAGUAAUUAUAGGGGGUUUAAAAAAACUACAUUACCCAUGCUCCUCGGGUUCUGACAAUCCAAUGACAUCAUGCAGCGGUAUACAUUGGAUUCACCCGAUGCCACUUCCUGUAUUUGCUGCCACUCGAGGGCUUGGCCUGUGCUUGAAAGGUCAUGUGGACUAAAAGAGUCGCUAGGUCACAGCGGAGCCAAAAUGGCCGCGAGCAGUAACUUCCCUGUCUCUCCUUCCCUUUUAUCUCUCUGCUCCCUCUGCUUCUUCACAGAAGAACGGGACAUUCAGACCGUACAUUAGAGAUAAAAGACAAAUGUAAAAAUGAAAUAUCAUCUAUAUUUUUUAACAAACUGACAGAUUCUAACAGGAGUAUAAAUUUUGUUUAACGGCUUCACAUUAUUCUUUUGGAAUGAAUGUUUCUUUUUUUUUUUUAAGCGUUAUUAAUUUAUUUAUUUAUUUUACAUUGAGUUUUUCUUCUGAUUGGCUGAUUGUUCUUGAGGUUUUAUUGUGAGUUGGGCUUGGCUCUAAAAAUGUUUAAUAGCAAUCAAAAUCACACUGCAAUAUAAUUAGAAAAAAAGUAAUUUUUUAUGCUGUAGCAAAGUGUUUUUUUUUUUUGUUGUUUGUUUAUUUGACAAGUUCAGAGGGAAAUCUGUCAGGUCUUGCACUUCCUGUCGGUGGCCAUCUUGAAGCCGAACCAAAAAGGAAAAGCGUGCGAUGGAAUGACGUCACACGGACUGUGGACUUCUAAAACUUAGCGGGGAGGGGCCGGGGGGGCUUUGCUAUUCAACAGCCGUUAAUAUUAAUACCGGCAGAAUCCUCGGCAUUCCGGACCGCUAACGGAAGGGCGCGAUGCCACGCGGACAGAGAUGCCGCCAGCCCUCUCUGGAUCGUCGUGGUUACCGGGAGAAAAUCCGUUUGAACCGGUGAAUUAUUCAUCAUUUGGCCCAAAUGAAUUUUUAGAGGAAGCACAGAUGUCUGGCUAAGCCGGUUCACAUAUUUUUUUUCCUCAAAGUAAGGUUUAAGUUAUUUUUAUUUUUGAAACGUCCAAACUGCCGCAGGCUUUAAAGGAAGCUAAACAAAAAGAGAGGGCUCUGACUUUGACCUUUGACCCUUGACCCCUUAAAACCAGAACCUGAGGGACUCUUACAAUGACUCACAGGGAUGGAGAGACUGUAGGCUGCACACAAACCAAGCUGCUGAAAAAAACAAGCGGGUCAGGUCUCCUGGUUUGUGUGUGUGUGUGCGUGAGAGAGUGUGAGAGAGAGUGUGUGUGUGUCUGUGUCUUUGUGUGUGUGUGUGUCUGUGUCUUUGUGUGUGUGUGUGUGUGUGUGUCUAGGAACACCCAGUCUGUGAUGUCAUGGCUAACAGCUUUGACCAACAGAUUCCGAAGGUGUUUCUGUUCACUUAUUAACUUGAAAGUGUUUACAACAGUGGUGUCAAACCAAAUGUGAAGGGGGCCGCAGUGUCUGUGGGCUUUUGUGGUUUCCUUUCAAUCAGCUGCCAAUUGAGGUCUUGUAGAAUCAUUAGCUAAUGACUUAAAUGAAUCACAUGUGCCGAGAACACCACAAAAACCAGCAGACACUGCGGCCGUCCAGGGCUGGAGGUUGACACCUGUGGUUUACAAGGUCAGUGACCCUCCAUCUGCAGCUAGGGGGAAGUGCUGAGUCAUUGGAGAGGCCCUGAUGAUACUGUGUGUGUGUGUGUGUGUGUGUGUGGGUGGGUGUAGCAAGAAGAAGAAGGUGUAGCCACAGGAUCUUGAAUUUCAAAGGUUUACACUAAUAGUGCAAGAGAGAGAGAAAUGAUGUACCUUUUAUGUACUUUAUGUAUGUUUGUGUACAUAUAUUCUGGAGAAGGAGUUAGAGUUAGAGAGUGAGUGAGAAAAUGAACACACAAGUGCAUAUACCUGCAUAUACCUGCAUAUAUGGCUUGCAUCCCCAGUGAUUCCCCAGUGAGUCCUGGCACAUGAGCGGUGUACAUGAAAAGUGCAUAUUUAUUAAUUUAUCGGCCCAGUUAUUUUUCACUAUUUAUUUUCACAAGUAGGUUUUGGGUUGUUGGAGAUGGACCAUUUUUUUGUCGCAUUACGUCUGUGAUGUAGAAGUGUUGAGGCAGAUCAGGUGAGAGUGUAGAAUGUUGAGGCAGAUCAGGUGAGAGUGUACGGAGGUGUUUCAGGACAGGUUACAGAGAGGCUGGUGUACUGGCCACAGGGCUCAGUCCAUCACAACCCGAGAUCUGGGCUCUAAGCCUCUGGAUCCAGGAGGAGCUGGAUCCAGUCCCUUGACCGGAGUGUCUGUCAGGGUCAAAGUUCAUGCAGUGGGACGAAGCUUACAUUGGUGCACACACACACAUGCAAACAUGCACAUCCAUGCCCUGACACACACACCACACACACACACACACACACACACACACACACACACACACACACACACACACACACACACACACACACACACAUGCGACACACAGAUAUAUAUCUCUAUCCUCACGCGCAUGCACACUAAUUUAAGAUGAAAGGGGCUUUAACUGUUUCGGUUAAAAUUUACAGUUAUUUGUUUUUACAAAUGCUGUUAUUUAUGUUCCGUUACCUGUGUUUCAGGGGAAUCUGUAUUAUCAAAUUCCUUGAUCAUGAAGUAUGUACUAGUUUUUAUUAUAAUGAAUAAAAGUGAAAUUAAAACCAGAAAAACUGGUGCAGAGAAGUGAAUAACUUGUCUUGCAAAAAAGAGAUUUAACAAUGAUGACGACAGAUUACAAAUGUUUUAUCGCUUGUUGUAAAUUAGCUACAAAAUGAAAUAAAUAAUAUUUAACAAAGCUGUUUUGAAAAA
Molecule: messenger RNA, 7162 nt
Organism: Anguilla rostrata (American eel)
Lineage: Eukaryota; Metazoa; Chordata; Actinopteri; Anguilliformes; Anguillidae
Gene: dlg4a
Product: disks large homolog 4
Exons: 21
Coding region: 939-3107 (722 amino acids)
Biological process (GO): AMPA glutamate receptor clustering; chemical synaptic transmission; postsynaptic neurotransmitter receptor diffusion trapping
Cellular component (GO): basolateral plasma membrane; postsynaptic density membrane; neuron projection
Molecular function (GO): kinase binding
Source: RefSeq, a predicted model, not a curated record